Ramularia collo-cygni is the source of this 3066-nucleotide messenger RNA. RefSeq lists its product as uncharacterized. The record is from RefSeq and is a predicted model, not a curated record. NCBI's taxonomy places the organism in Eukaryota, Fungi, Ascomycota, Dothideomycetes, Mycosphaerellales, Mycosphaerellaceae. The coding region runs from base 1 to 3066 and encodes 1021 amino acids. Gene Ontology annotation, molecular function: protein binding. The transcript has a single exon.
AUGAAGGAGGCAUGUGCUGCUUCCAUUGACGCAGUUACAACAUGUACUCCAUCUGACGACGAACAAGGACACAACGCUGUUAACAUUGCAAGACGCUCCAUGUCCAUAUUCAGCAGGAGAGGUACCAUGACUCCCGAGCCGCCGGCUUUUGCUCCCUUGGAAUCCGUCGCCACUCCCAAGCAAAUGAGCGAGAAACAGCGGAACUGGCUGUUACGAAAGAGCGGCAGCCGUGACGGCCCGAUAUCAUUGAAGAAUGCGCGGCUCAAGUCUCGUCGAGGGACGGUCCUCCGCGCUGUCCCUCCUGCAAACGUCACACGAUUGAGUGCUCUGGAGGAAGAGAUGGCUCACAGUCCCAAUGAAGAAAUACUGUCAGCGAUUGGUGAGCACCCUCCGACUGGGCGUCCUCCGGUCAGCCCUUCCUUCUCUCAAUCAACAACGUCUCAAGAAAAGCCCGGGCAUAUUCCCCUUUCCAAACGCAGCAGUCGUCGGGAUGCAAGUUCAAGAAUCGGCGUUUGGGUCGAUGGCGUAGUUUACUGGAACGAGGCCGAGACUGCUACACCAAAGCCGAUUCCUGACCCGAAACAUCUCAGCCAUGUUCAGUGCAAUAUUGCUAGGAAACCGACCAUCAGGCGAAAGCCAUUACUCUCGGUCGUCAUUCCAAAUGGUGGGCUGGGGCCUUCUGAUCGCAAAAUCCAUCAGCCUCAGCCGCGUCGUCCGCAAUCAAAGGUGAUACCUCCUUUGGACCGUCCACGCGCACCGCUGAGGCAAUGGAGCCCAGAUCAGUGUUUUAAAGCAUCAAGUUGGGAUUCGCAGUCCAGAGGUACACUAUUUGGCGAGGUCACAGUCCCUAAAGUCGGAAAGCCUACCUCGGUCCGUCAAGAUGCUGAACCACAAGUAUCCCGAUCUUCCACGUCCAGCAGCUCUAUCGGAGAGAACACCUCAACCUAUAGCAAUCGAAGCUCGGCAACGAGCAUUGAAGGACUCGUCAACACCGAUGCGAAAUAUGUGUGUAAGCUCGAUGGCAAACUCGACAUAAGCCGUGGCUUUCCAACUGGGCUUCAAUCUUGUCACACGCCACCUGUGCCAAAUCGAGCACCACCUGAUCCGCCAGCCUUGCAAGAUCGGCCAGUGCAGUCGACUGGCAAUACAGCACCUACAAUAAGACUGUUGCAUCCUCACGAUACAUUCAGCAGCUCACUGCACACGCACAAAGUUGACGAGGCAAGCCCAACCUGGAGCCAGGCAGAGGAGGACCUUCAGCAUGAACUUUGCGCCACGGCUGGGGAACACGAUAAUGUCGAAGCCCCUACGAAUACCAUGGCUUUUCAGGGUCUCAUUCGCCGCAGUGGGAGUGUUCGCGAGGUCAUGGAGCCUCCAUGUCGCGCACCGACAAUCCCCAAACGGUCUCGCAAGCGAGACUGGACAACGCAUAUUUCCUAUCCUGCAUCGGAAUUGCAAAGGCGACAAAGUGAAUCACAGCAAAAGGGAUCAGGUUUGAGUCAAAAUGUCGGCGUUUUGCGGAAAAGUGUCAGCGUGUCUUGCUGUGCCAACCCUAUCAGCGCGACAAGGCAAUCGAUGCCAUCUCCCCCUGGGCGAUCUACUAAACGGCUACUUCCGAAUUGUGUUGCCGUCGGCAAUGGCAAUGAUCUGAAGAGUUCUCGACGAGAAGCGAUUGCAGCAGCAAUGACAUCUACAGUGACAUCCGAAGACGUAUUGCUACACAUUCUCUCUCGGCUCCAUUCUCCGCAAGAUCUGUUCCACACCGCCAUUAUUAACAAGGGCAUGUAUAGGGUCUUCCAAGAAAACCAGAUACACCUACUCCGCACAGUCGUCUUUAAUGAAUCUCCAGCCUCCUGGGAGCUGCGCGAAUGGACUGCACCAGAUGGAGACGAACCCACAUCCAGCAGUACUCUUUCACGUAUGGAGCAUUCGGCCCUCUCCUAUAUGCGGUGCUACCGCCGCGAUACUGUUGUGGUCCAACGCUUGAGCCGUCUCGUCUUCGAGACGUGCCAGGGAUUUCUUCGCCGCGAGACCGUAGUUGCUCUAUCUACGCCGAGCCAUCCAGACGCCCCUCGCUUCAACGACGCCUUCUGGAGGAUAUGGACAUUUUGCCAGAUUUUCGGCGGCGCAAGGAACCGCGAGGACGAUAUUACCGGCCAAAUGGAUUGGCUUAAGGGUGGUGUCCUUGCAAAUAACGAGGACUGUAUUGCCUCGACCGAGCCAAACAUGGAAUUCGACCUGAGGAGCGUCCUCAUCUCGGCACCUCCAUAUUUUGCAGAGAGUAACAGGGGAGGACUCAGUGCGAGUCAGCUUUUCGACAUGACUGAGAUCUGGACAUGUAUGACCGCUCUGCUUCARGGCUAUCAUGGAUGUGUCCGGCAGGCAAGAUACUACGGUGUUUUCGACCGGUGCGAGGUACCCGAGGGCGAUAUCAAGGACGAGGAAACAAUGCUUGAGGAAUGGACUACAUAUCUGAUGACUCUCGGUCCGAGGGUCGUGCUUGAAAUGGCCCAGGUCUACCCAGCGGCUGGCUUCGCCUUGGCAAGGGAGAACGGCUGGACUCGAUGGACGCCACCUAUACAUAACGGAAGCCGCGCCAGCUUCCUGAAAGAACCUGUUGCCAAGAGCUACGAAGAGCAAAUCAUUGUGGCCACACAGCAACAGCAAGACCCACGAGAGCAGGUCAGAAAAGAUGCCAAUCGAAGACGCGUGGCUACUCUGGCGGCUGAGAUUCGCGUUCGACGGCAAAGCAGUGCCUACAAGCGCUCACCUUUGAUCGAUAUGAAGAACGAACGUGCUAUGAGUGUGAUCUCGCGUAGAGAUAGCGUGUCGCCCACCAGGGCCUAUCAUUCUCGUGAGGCUAGCCAACGCACCUCUGCUGCGUCGAGACCGGUGUUGGCCAACCCACGGUCGACGGAAAACACAAGCGAGCGUGCUAUACAGCAACUUGUKACGAUGGGAUUCGAGCGAGAUUUGGCGGUGGACGCGCUUCGCAUAACGGAUAGGGGGGAUGGUUUGCGUCCGGACAGGGCCAUUGAUUUGUUGCUGAGGCAGCAGGAGGAGUAA